AUGGUGAACGAGCUGAUUAUUUUUCGACAAAAGCUACUAAUAAACGAUGGUGCCGAAACUUAUAUGAACAAUGGUGGUGGGACUGAUGUAGAUGAUGCUGGGACCAAUGACAUUAAUAAAAUAUGUGAAACAAUAUGUGAAAUAUCCCAAGCUAAUGAAACUGCAAAGCCUGAAAAAAAAGAUGAUAGUUCACCUUCUAAUGAUAAAGGAAAAAUGAGAGCUGAAGAUGAUGUUAACAAUGAUAGUUCAGUUCUGAAAAUAAAAAUAAAAAACUGA
This is a messenger RNA of Dentiscutata erythropus, 276 nucleotides long. The record is from the annotation of a GenBank genome assembly. NCBI's taxonomy places the organism in Eukaryota, Fungi, Glomeromycota, Glomeromycetes, Diversisporales, Gigasporaceae.